ACUUGUUGCUGGCUCCUCCGGACGCGUUGAUCUCACACAGCGCCAAGAAGCGGCAGAGCGGAGUGUGUCUGUGAAUCGAUCCCAAGUGCACUCAGACCACACCAGGGCACGGAACGGCACGGCUCGGUGCACGGAGGGGACGCACACUUUAGGAGCGAAACGCAGUGAAAGGACUUAAAGCAAAAAGAGCUUCCAUGCGAGACUCAUGACCGGCAGCGGGUGAAGGAUGCUGUCAAGCCGCUCCGGGGUUGUGGAGUGCGGGUAGUGCGGGUAGUGCACGCCGCGCUGCUCCCGGUUCAGGUCGCGUAAACGGACGCUCCGGUGCUCCGGUGCCCGCAGGGUUGGAGACCCCGUCUUUGUGGACUCACACUGGACUUUUGGCUACGUGCUGCCCAGCAGAGAUUUUGAAGGACAUCAGUGGGCAGUAUUUAUUUAAAAGAUAUUUUUCUCCCCUCAAAGCUACAAAGAUAGUUUGAACCAAACGGCUUUUUUCCCCUUGUUUCAAGUAUGGGACCUUAUACAAAAACAAAAAAGUCGCUCUGGAACAUUUGACAUUGGACUGGAAUAAUGAAUUAGUUGACAGAAAUUGUUCUAUUCCCUUUUUUGAUCGCUCCGAUUCUUCUGCGCUCUCCUAUUUAGAUUUUUUUUUUUUUGGCGACAUGUUUUUGUGCCAUGUUCGCCCCUGAAGAAAUGCGCACAGAAAAACUUUGGAAUAUGGUAGGUCAUCCGUGCAGCAAGUUAAUUACCAGUGUUGUAUAUGUGUUCGCUUAGUCAAAGACAAACACAAGAGCAGUCAAGUGCACGCUAUAAUACGGGAGCAGGGACACAGUUUACGUGCGUAUUUGGACACAGUCUGUCCUCUAUAGCUCUCUCCUCCGCGUCCUUAGAGAAGUUAAAAAAACCCCAAUUGAUUCGCAAUCAGAACUUAUUUGGUGAGUUUUAACAUUUAAGUCGAUAAAGCAGUUUGAUUAGUAGGCUGAUACAAACAUUUGAAUAGUUCUCAUAGCCUAUCUUCCUUUUUUUUUUUUUUUUUUCUUUUGGGGACAGACGGAAAAACAGACCGAUGUCUGGCAAACUGGCCGUCAUGUGGGAUUGAUUGCAGGGGAGUAUGUUUGGGCUGGAGCAGUUUGGUUCUCAGAUUAAUAGCAGAAACCCUGGCCAGUCAGAGAGAAACAUAAACCAACCGAGGCUGAACAUGGGCUCGCAUUAUAAAGGCCCAGGUUUUCACGCUGGAGGCCCGCCGGGGGCCGUGGAGCCCGGCAUGGGCCCUCUGAACGAGCCGCAAAUGCUUGGGCUCAAUAUGAACAUGAACGGAGAGCAGUACGGGGGCUUCCACCCGCGGGGCCACUCGGACAUGCAUGCAGGCAGCGGACUCCAGCAGCAGCAGCAGCAGCAGCAAGGACCCAUGCAUGGAUUUUUUAACAACCAGCAACCUCAUCAAGGACAUCCUCACGGCCAUCACCCGCACCAACCUCACCCUCAUUUCAGUGGGAGUUUUGGAGGCCCAGAGCCGGGCUCAUCAUGCCUGCAUGGUGGCAGGCUAAUGGGCUACAACAACAAUGGCAUGGGACCACAGCAGGGCUUUGGAGAAGGAUUUGAUCCUCUUGCUGAGGGGCAGGCCGGGGAUGGCUUUCCCCAGCAGCAGCAGCAGCAGCAGCAGCAGCAGCGGCCUGGGAACAUGCCUGACUUUCAACAUCAUGGGCCUCCCAGUGGCAGCCACGCUGUCCCCGCUCCCUGUCUCCCCCUGGACCAGUCGCCCAACAGAGCAGCAUCCUUCCACGGCCUCCCUUCCUCCUCAUCCUCCUCCUCGGAGUCUCACGGCUUGGAGCCUCGGCGCAUGCCCAACCAGGGAGCUGUCGACGGAUUAGAGUAUAACUUCCCCAGCGAGCCUCCAUCUGGACAUUUUGAUGUACAUGUAUUUUCCCCAUCAGAAUCAGAAUCUCAGUUACCCCAUUUUGGGCCAGGGAGGCCAGUUCCCGGUGGUAAUUUCCCAGGGAACCCUGGCAUGCCACGGACAACAGGUAUGCCGGGCAUCUCUAAGGGCCACCAGCCGCCUCCGCAGCCUCCGCAGCCUCAGCAGCAUGGAGUGUUUUUUGAGCGUUUUGGAAACGGCAGGAAGGUGCCCGUGGGAAUGGAGCCGGCGGUCAACGCAAGACAUCCUCUCAUGCAGCAGCAGCAACAACAGGCUGGCUUAAUAGCCAGGCAGAAUUCAUGCCCCCCUGGCCUCCCCCGACCCCCUCAGGCUGAGCCCGGCUCCACUAACCCCAACAUUCUGGAUGGAGGGGUCAUGAUGCCUGGCCAACACAACCAGUUUGAAUAUCCCAUUCACAGACUGGAAAAUAGGGGUCUGCACCCCUAUGGGGAUCCCAUGUUUAAUAUGCAACAGCCCGCUCCUCCUCCCUCCCAGCAGCCCCCCAACCAGAGGCUGCAACACUUUGACUCUCCCUAUAUGAACAUGGCGAAAAGGCCAAGGUUUGACUUUCCCAAUGCACAUGGCGGUGAAGGCUGGUGUGCUGGUGGUGGGAUGGAAAACCACCUCUCUCCCUCUGCCUACCCCGGCCUGUCUGGAGAGUUCACCCCACCUGUGAAUGAAGGUUUCCCCCCAGGUCCGCUGCAGCACCCGGGGCCUGAGCAGCAGUCUCUGCAGCAGCGGCAGAACGCAGCCAUGAUGAUCAAACAGAUGGCCUCUCGCAACCAGCAGCAGAGGAUGAGGCAGCCCAGUCUGCAGCAGCUGGGUCACCACGGCGAAGUGCCUCCUGGCCCAAUGGCUCACGGAGGCCCGGUGGGGAACAUGCCUCAACCCAACUUUGACAGGGAGAAUGUCGGCAGGAUGAACAUUGAUGGACAAAAUCCUCAUGUAGCUCAGGAGAACUCCUGGUUCCAGGGGUCCCACCCACCGGGGGAGAUGAUGUCACGGCGUAUGGGUGGAGCGGGGAAUGAACCUGGGCCUCACGACAUGGGGCUGCAGCAGAACGGGGCUGGGAUGAUGUUUAGGCCAGGCAUGGGAAUGCAGGAGCCCAUGAGAAUACCAGGAGACGGACAUGUACAGGCUCUCCAUUCCCCGGGUAUGCACUCACAAUUCAACGUGGGCAACAUCUCUCAAAUGCAGUCUCCAGGAGCAGGGACGGGGCAUCCGAAUGCACCGGCGGAGAGGCGGCCAGCUGACUUCCCCGCACCCCCAAUGGGAGCACAGCCAACGUUCCCCUAUGGAGGGGGUAACCGUCAGGGGCCGGGCCACAGUGCUCCCCAGGGGGUGAACACCUCACCAGGGAGCUACCCUCCUCAGUCUGAGUUCCCUCCAGGCCAGCGGUCGUCUGUUAGUAAGCUGGGAGCUCUGUCCCUUGGGAACUUCAGCAAAACCAGCACUAAAGACAGUGUUUUCGGCCAGAGCUGCCUGGCGGCUCUUUCCACGGCCUGCCAGAACAUGAUCGCUAGCCUAGGGGCCCCGAAUCUUAACGUAACAUUCAACAAGAAGAACCAAAAUGAGGGCAAGCGAAAACUGAGUCAGACGGAGCAGGACAUUAAUAGCAGCACGUCGAAUGGGACUGGCAGUGCUGGAGCUGAAUAUUUUCAGAGCAGCACUUCCCAGAACAGCCAGAUGCCUGGCACUGGGAAUAGCAACUCAAAGCCUCCAAGUCAAAGCCAGCCGGUGCAGGGGGAAGCCAGUGCCCUCUCCCCAAACUACAACAUGGACGCUACCCCGUGCAGUGAGGGGAAGGCAACAACAGGGAGUGGGAGAGGGAGAGGGAGGAGAAAAAGAGACAGCGGACAUGUGAGCCCUGGAAUUUUUUUUUCCCCUGACAAUGGUAACCCUGUUGUAAGUCCAGGCCAGCAGACCCCCUCUGCUGGCGUUGGGGAGAGGGGUGGGGGCACGCCCCACGAGAAACACCUCCAGUCACCCUCUUGGGGGAAAGGAGGCGACCUAAUGUUGGGGGACCAGGCCGACCUGAUGUCUUCUUUGGACAGUGGCAUCCAAAGUGUCGCCAAAUCUGACAGCAGCUCGCCGCGAGUGGACUUUCCUGACGAUGUCAGCACCCACUACGGCAACGAGGACGAGGUUUCCUCCAGCUCAGACGCUGCAGGGGCCUCGGCCAACAAGCCUAAUCGCAGCCCUAUGAUCACCGGCUCGCCCAAAAUGCAAAGGAGCGAGCACGGGUUGAUAAAUGGACAGAAGCCCCUAGGCAUGGGCAUUACCAAUCACACUACCUCGACGCCAGACGGCUACGGACUGAACGCUGGCGGGGGCGCAGGGGCCAGUGGGGUGAGCCACCCGGGCACUCCCGGGGUGGAGCAGGUACGCACACCAUCCAGCACCUCUGGCCAGGAUGAAAUCCACCCUCUGGAGAUCCUGCAGGCCCAGAUCCAGCUACAGCGCCAGCAGUUCAGCAUCUCCGAGGACCAGCCCCUGGCCAUGAAAAAUGGCAAAAAGAAUGGUGACUGUCCGUCACAGAACGGAGACAAUGAGCUGGUGAGCUGCAGCCCGGAUGCUGGGAAGGGCUCAAUGGGCACUAUUGACCUUGACACCCUCAUGGCAGAGCAGCACGCCACCUGGUACGUGCCCAGUGACAAGGCCAUGAUGGACGGGUCGGAGGAUGACAAGGCCAUGGGACCAUGGGAAAAAAAUAAGAGCCAAAACAACAGCAAAGAAGAAUCGGAGCUGUCCCAGAGUAAAGCUGGAACCGGGGCCCCAGGAUCCGGAGCCGGGGCCGGAGGGGGAGGGGGAGGGGGAGGGAGCAGCGGAGGGAACCACCUGCAGUGCCUGUCCGUCCACUGCACAGACGAGCUGGGGGACAGUAAGGGCCGAGGGGGGCCCGUCUCGUCCUGGCGCUCGCUCCACUCCGACAUCUCCAACCGGUUUGGGACAUUUGUGGCGGCACUGACUUGAACAGAAAGCCGGCCCAGCAGGAAGAAGAAAACAAGAAGAUUAGGACGUUAAGACGAAGAAAAGCUUCAGAGACAAAUAACGAAAUAACGAUGAGAAGAAGGAGGAUGAUGAUGGCGAUAAAGUGUUGAUGAGGCAACUGCGAGCAGCUCCUGCCUGUUCAGGGACAGAAAGACAUUUACACUCAUAAAAACAAACACAUAGACACACACACACACACACACACACACACACACACACACACACACACACACACACAUACAUACAUGCGAAUACCAUGUUUUUUCUGAUACUCAGUCACACUUUAGGACAAUACAGUACAGUGCUCUGUGGGCUCUACUCAACAAUGCCCAACAUCUGGGAAAACCUCAACUCAAUAUUUUUUUUUUCUUCUUUUAUUUUCUUUGUUGAAGAAAAAGAAAGAAAUGUCAAAGGAGGAGGAUACAAAAACCAGAAGAAGCAGAAGACGUAGAACAGAUAUUCAGUUGUCAUUGGCUUUGAUUGUAUACCAGCGUUGAAUCAGUUCUGGUUACAGCUCUAAUGUCUACAUUAUCCCUCCAAUUAAAAGCAUAUGUACUGUUUGCUGCCCACAUACAGUGGUUCCCAAAGUGGGGUCUUCACUAAUUAUUAUUCCAUCGAUAAGUCAUGGCAAUGACAGAAUGUAUGACUUUUGUGCUCAUGGGUUUCAUACACUUUCUGUAAUAAAACACCUUGCAAAGAAAAACCACCAGCACACUGUCUAAUAUGCAAAAAUAAAUUGAAGAGCUUGCAACGUUUCGGUACUAGACCAUCAUCAGGCAAAUGGUGUUACAUACUGAGAAGCCAUCUUUUGUAGGAGGUGAUGGUUUGACUGCACCUAUCACCAACUUCCACAUGAAAUGGUACCGAAACGUUGCAAGCUUAUACAUUUUUUGUGUGCAAGUUAGACCAUGUACGUGAGUUUUCUUCGCAACUUUUGACCUACGCGUGCCCCUUCCGACGCACCUGUCUCACGUUAUAGAUGUGCAAAGUAUUUUUCUGUUCUGUAAUAAAAAAAAAUAAAAACAUCUAAAAGCAACAACAAAAAUCAAAUAAAAUGGGGGUCCGUGGACUAAUUUGUGUCAGUUUAGGGGUCCUUCACGUGAAAAAGUUUGGGAACCACUGGACUUUUAUACACAGUUUCAAUAGAAGUGGCAGAACUAGAGGAAGAUAGGAAGAGGGGUGAUUUUGCAUGAAUGUAACUCAACUCUUUUUUUUUUUUUGUUUCUGUGAACACAACUUUUCCCUCCUUGUCAAAGAAAAUGUAAACCUUUAUCAUUUGCUGCUCUCUUAAUCAUUCACGAUUUGUUGUAUUUCUCUAUUCUUUAUUUUGACAACAAUAACUUCCCCUCAUUCUGUUCUUUUUCCUCGCCUCUACUAUCGACCUUAUGAGCUCAACCGCUUGCAUACAACUCAGCCAAUGCGAACUGAAGAAUGGAGGUCAAGGGAUUGUUUAAUAAGGGAAUUGAAAAAAAAAAAAGACUAUUGGUAUUGCACAUGUAUAAUAAGAGAAAAUUUGCUGUGUGUUAGGCAAUCUUGUAAUCUUUAAAUAAAGCUUCUGUUGACUUUGAAUUUCUGAAACAAUAGAUGGAGGACUGUGACGGCAAUUUACGAACUGAUUUCUUUUGGUUUUUUUUGUUUUCUUUUUUUAAUAAUAUGUAAAGUGCAGUCGUCUGUUUUCCUGCAUAUUGUAUAUAUCUGUAUAUGUUUUAUUGAGUAACUAAAUAACAAUAAAUAUGACGUUAAAGGUG
Molecule: messenger RNA, 6651 nt
Organism: Sander lucioperca (pikeperch)
Lineage: Eukaryota; Metazoa; Chordata; Actinopteri; Perciformes; Percidae
Gene: mn1b
Product: meningioma 1b
Exons: 2
Coding region: 1109-4885 (1258 amino acids)
Biological process (GO): regulation of DNA-templated transcription
Source: RefSeq, a predicted model, not a curated record